Messenger RNA from Suillus fuscotomentosus, 1170 nucleotides. RefSeq lists its product as uncharacterized. The coding region runs from base 183 to 1079 and encodes 298 amino acids. Gene Ontology annotation, molecular function: GTP binding. The transcript is spliced from 7 exons. NCBI's taxonomy places the organism in Eukaryota, Fungi, Basidiomycota, Agaricomycetes, Boletales, Suillaceae. The record is from RefSeq and is a predicted model, not a curated record.
UAGUCAGUGGGCUGGUGCAGGGAGAUAGAUAAGAGAUAGACGCCGUGUGUAACUGUUGUGCAUAAGCCGCAGCCCUUGCUUCGUGUUCGCUCGCUGGCAUAUCUCGCCUCAUUCUGUACACAGUACAGCUUUCCCGAUAAACAAAAGCACUCCUACUUCCGGACGCACAUUAAGAUUUCCCAAUGGCAACCAUUGAUGCCCAGGACCUUGGAGAAAGAAUUCGGCGCUUUCGAGUUCUGAUUGUAGGGAGAAGAAACGCAGGCAAAACGACCAUCCUUCAGAAGGUCUGCAACACCACCGAUCAACCAGAAAUUUACGAUGCCAAAGGACACAAGAUAGAUGCUGCUAUCGUGAAAGCCUCGCUCAAGCGUGGAAAGCACGACAUCACGAACGAGAUAGUGUUUAAAAGCACUCCCUGUUUCGUCUUUCACGACUCGUGCGGUUUCGAAGCGGGCGGUGAAGAACAGUUUGAGAAGAUGAAGAAAUUUGUCUCAGAACGCACACAUGCGAACAAAUUAGAGGAGCGGAUACAUGCUAUCUGGUAUUGUAUUCCAAUGGGUGACGGGAGUCGACUAUUCCAGCAAUCAGAGGAGAAGUUCUUCUUACAGUGCGACACUGGGCGCGUGCCCGUGGUUGUGGUGUUCACCAAGUUCGAAACUCUGAGUUCAGUCGCGUAUGGUCAAAUCAAGAAGCAGCUACAAGGGGUAUCAACAGAAGAAUGCUCAAAAAGGAUUACCCAAUGCGUCGAAGAGCUGUUCGCGAAAACAGGUGUCUUGAAUAAGUUGCGCAAACCUGAAAACCGUGCCCGUUAUAAGUCUUAUGUACGCUUGGAGAAUAUGAACAAACCUCAUACAGACUGCAGCGCUCUACUGGAAUGCACUACUCUCACACUGGACAACGAAGAAUUGCGGUUGUGCCUGCUGUUGACACAACAAUCGAACCUGGAGCUGUGCAUCAAGUGUGCCGUCGUAACACUGAUCGACCGUACACAGAGUCAGCUAUUCGGGCUACUUCGAAGCAAUUACGAUGACUAUCAGUAUGACAUUGCUAAGUGGUUUGCACAUAUCAAAGUAAGUUGAAGAUUGAUUCAAUCGGACAAAACCCUGGUAAUGGUGCUCACAAUGGUAAAUAUCGAAUUGCUAAAAUUGUAGACAUUCUGAAAUUUUGCUU